AUGUCAGAUAUAUCGUUCAUAAGGUCGAUAAUAUCACUGUGCCGCCAGUCCUUGAGUGGUAAUAAGAUCGCAAUUAAAUCGGCAGAGGACCAAAUGUCAAUGUUGGUCAAAUCUGACACAUCAGAAACAGAGAUCAAGAUCGCUUUAAUAUUUAAAAUUAUAUUAUCACCUCAAGCAAUAUCAGCACCAGAGAAUACACUAUCAGACGACGAAUUGUGCGGACUUAAACUGGCAUCAAGCGAUGUGCAAUUGUGGGCAGCAAUCUUCCUUAAAAACUACACAAAGUCGAACUUUGACACGUCAGAAUCAUUUGGAGGAGCGACGGACUCUACGAGAAGAAUCAUCAAGUCGUUUCUGAUAAUAUGCACACUCAACAAAGAUAAGCUGGGAAUAUCAACACCAAUCGCGUCUCAGCUGGAAAGCACGUUGCUGAUGAUAGGAGACAGAGACUUCCCAGAGUCAAUGGAGCACGUGCUGAUGCUGAUAAGCUACUGCCACAUGAGCGAUAUUAACCCGCUGGUGCUGGUGGAGACGCUGACGACGAGACUGCAGACGCAACUGAGGAACCGAGGAGUUAACGUGCUAAACACAAACGUAAACACAAACUCGUCACUGAAUAGAGCAGUGUCGGAAUCGCAAUCAAACUACGACCUGAAGUACGCAGAGUACCUGAUCAAUCACGUUAAGAACUACGUUAACCUGUCAAGGUCGAUCGCAUCCUACAACAACAUACUUAACACGAACAACAUCAUGGAAAUCAGCCGCUGCUACUUCGAAUUCUUCAACGCGCUGGUCGACGGAGUAAAAAACAUGUGCAGUCUGAGGAACAGUGUGACGCUGAAGGACCUGGAGAUGAACAAGUUCGUGCAGUCAGUGUCGUUCCUGUUCAGCCAGAGCACACUUAACACGCACACCGCGAACCCGGCGAGUCAGUCGUACGAAGUGGACUGCAACCCGUCAGACUCGCUCUUCUACUUCGACGAUCGCAACCUUUUCAAUGAGCCGAAGCUGUUCCAGUACGGCCAGAGUGUGCCAGAGCUUGGAGGUAACCAGCACAACGUGCAGCUGCUCCUCUCGCCCUCAAUGUUCGUUAACGAGUCGAGCCUUAACAAGGCGUACUUCAAGACGAAGCUGAGCUCGUUCAAGCUCUUCACGAAUCUGAUGAAAAAGUACAAGGCGCGCGCCUACGACAAUGACACGCUCUGCGAGUUGAAGAUCAUACUGACGCUGUCGGACGUGCACCUGCUGUACGUGUACAAGUACUUCAUCUACAAGUUCACGCAGUUCUACAACUUCUAUAAGUCCAUGAAGGGCACGUUCACGUCCAAUUUCAUAGUCCCGGUGAUGCUUGACCAGUUGGAGUUCAUAAGGCAGGUGAUAAAGAUAUUCGUGUACGUGCACACAAUAGACCUCCCGGAGUCGUUUGAAGACAACGCGCAGCUGUACUUCAGCGGAAUAAUAAACCUGCUGCAGUUCAACGACCAGCAAUUGGUCCAGAAUGAUACAACAGGAACGAUACUGAAGAUGAAAGUGGCCUUUCUGAGGCUCUUGAAGUUCUACGCGGAAAGGUACCAGGAGGUCUUCCACCCGUUCGUUUUCACAUGCAUCGAGGAUGUGGUAAAGCUGUGUAGGACGACGACUCAAGAUGCCUCGGAGGAUAAGCUGUGCUGCGCAGCACUGGACUUCUUGUCAGCAGCGUCCACGACGCACUGGGGAAGUUCGCCGACAGCGUCGGCAAGAAGUAACCCAUACAUGAACAACGCGUUCCUGGCAGAGAUCAUACAAACAAUCAUAGUGCCAAACAUAGGAUUCAGAGAGUGUGACCUGCUGCUGUUAGACGACUGCCCAAUCGAGUUCGUGCAAAGGGAGUUGGACACGAACAGCUGCUCGAGCAGAAGGUUCUCCUCAAUCUCGUUCCUGAAGAAGCUGGUCUCGAGCAUCGGGCAGGUGUGCCAGCAGAUUAUAGCACAGGUGGCAACGAACGUAGCAUCGAGUAACGACUAUAAGCUGAAGGAGUUGUACCUGCAGCUGAUAAUAUGUAUCAACUUCAAGGAGAGCUCGGGAGAGUUCAACAUCAACAACUACUUCAACAAGUACCUGAAGAACGAGUUCGUGCUCCUCGCACAGACACAGCUCACGCAGGAAAAAAGACUCAUAAUACUGGCGAUCAUGAAGUACAUCAUAACAUUCCAAAACCUAUUUAGCGAGAUUGACCUCGUGGCACUUGUACCAUACCUUGUACUAUACCUCAACAACAGCCACGAGGCGCUGAGGUCGUUCUCAGCAGAAGCACUCUCGAGAGUGUUAGCAAAGGUGCGGCUGCACAAGCCGAAGCUAAAGACAUGUAUAUUACAAGCACUAGAUAACCUGUUGACACUGAUGAAGAAUGGAGGCAGGUCAGGGAACGAGUUUUACUCAAAGUGCACAAUGAAGAUAUUUCUGUACCUAAGGGAAGACGUGCGAGAAAGCGGGAUGCUGAUGAUACAAAUCGUGAUCUCGCUGAUCAAGAUGGUGACAGAUAACCCAGUAAACCCGGCGUAUAACCACUACCUGUUCGAGUCGCUGUCAAUACUGCUGAGGCUGAACCUGCAGACGGAGUCGUACGGAUUGGGACAGCCGCUGGAGAAGAUAGAGGAGUCGCUGAUACCGAUGCUGGCAAUGAUAAUACAGCAGGAGAUGCACCCGUUCAUACCAUACAGCCUGCAGGUGCUCUGCAUCAUGCUCAAGUUCGCAAACAAGGCAUCGACGACGUACCUGCAGCUGCUCAACCACCUGCUGACAAUAGAGACGUGGAAAGUCUCAAUCGCAAACGCACAGGGGAACAUUAAGCUGCUGGUCUGCUUCUUCGAGAAGCACAGCAUCUUCGAGAGCGAGAUCAACAAGAACAUGGAGAAGAUCCUCAACAUAUUCCACUUCUGCCUCGUGCACAGGAAGCUCUCGACUCACUCGCUGGACAUGAUCAACGGAAUCAUCAGGUUCCUGCCGCUCAGCUACUACGUCGCGUUCAUUAAGUCGAUCGUGACAGUGCUCCUGACGUACAUCCACAACAACAAGGGCAGCGACGCGCUGGUGGACGUGGUGACGACGAUGUCGCUGCUCACAGCGUACCUGCACCUGCACAAGUACGAAAUGUCGCUGAUUGAAAUCCUGGAGACGAUACAGGUGGGCAUCACGAGCAGCUUCAUGGAAAUGGUCUACGUGCCGAACGUGAAGAAGACGAUGAACACGGAGGCGAAGAGAGUGCACGCAGUCGCGAUCGCGAAGAUGGCGACGCUGUCAAGCGUGCAGAUGAACAACGAGCUGUUCAUGCUGCUGAUGGGAGCACUCGAAGACCUCAUCUCGGGAGAAAACGUUAAGCUCGACACGCCCAAGGACAUGCUCGACCCGAACAACAUGGAAGAAAUCGACAAGGUCGAACUCAACUUCGACGUGAGCUACGUGCGACUGCAGGCGGCGAACGACGGGAGGAAGCUGCUCGACAAAAACAUCAACGCAGAAGAGGUCAUCAAGGACCUGCUGGCGCCAAUGGCAGGACUGAUGAAGAGGAACCUGUCGAUGUCGGGAAAGUUCACAUCAGUGCUGUCACUAGUCAGAAGGACGAAGGGGGCUGGUGACACACCGAGUAAAGACAAGAAGAGAGCGAGGGUGAAGGAACUGAGAACUAGGAAGAAACCGAUUAGACAAAGCAACAAAAGGGAAAUAAAAACAAUAAGUAGAUGCACAUAG
Theileria orientalis strain Shintoku is the source of this 3726-nucleotide messenger RNA. RefSeq names its product importin-alpha. The record is from RefSeq and is a predicted model, not a curated record. Gene Ontology annotation, molecular function: nuclear export signal receptor activity; small GTPase binding. The transcript has 6 exons. Gene Ontology annotation, cellular component: nuclear envelope; cytosol. Gene Ontology annotation, biological process: protein export from nucleus; protein import into nucleus. Lineage: Eukaryota; Apicomplexa; Aconoidasida; Piroplasmida; Theileriidae. The coding region runs from base 1 to 3726 and encodes 1241 amino acids.